Molecule: messenger RNA, 2727 nt
Organism: Helobdella robusta
Lineage: Eukaryota; Metazoa; Annelida; Clitellata; Rhynchobdellida; Glossiphoniidae
Exons: 14
Coding region: 491-2134 (547 amino acids)
Biological process (GO): NAD+ biosynthetic process
Molecular function (GO): nicotinate phosphoribosyltransferase activity
Source: RefSeq, a predicted model, not a curated record
UUAAAAGACUAUAUAUUGCGGAUUGAAAUUGAAAUGGAAAAUUUUUUAGAAACUGAAAACAUUGGAACAUCCAAGGUUGUCUGCUGGAUGAAAAAUGAAAAUGAAAUAUGCUUUCAGAAAAGCCAUAGUUAAAUUUAAAUGCAUUAUCAUUUAGAAAUUAACUUAAUCAAUGGCAGAUUUAUGAAUAAAUUAAAGUUAGUUAGAUUUAUCAGCUGAUGAAAUUGCAAUCUAAAAAAUAAAACAUCAUCCUCUCUUUUAUCAUUUUAUUUUCAUCUCUUUUAAAAAUUAAUAAUUAAUUUAGCAAUCAACUUGCUUUAAUAAAAAAUACCCUAGUCUUGUGUUUUUGUAAUUUUCAGUAUUCUAUUUUACUUAAUUGACCAGUUUGGUUAUGGAAUAAAUAAAGUUAACUUUCAAUUGUGGCUGGCUAUUCAUCUCUAGAGUUAUAAUAUAAUUUGUUUUUUAAAAUUGUUUUAACAAAAAAUAAAAAAAAAUGAGUGAUACCAACUUGACAAAUGGCAAUGGAAAAUUGGAGACAAGUGACGAUCAGAAUGGAGUCAUACAACCUCUACUCUCUGAUUACUACCAGAUCACGAUGGCCUAUGCUUAUUGGAAGAGCAGGAAGCAUGCAGAGAGGGCAGUCUUUGACCUUUACUUCAGGAAGAAUCCAUUCCAAGGGGAGUUCACCAUCUUCGCUGGCCUCGAGGAAUGUCUCAAGUUCAUUCACAAUUUCAGUUAUUCUGAAAAAGACGUUGAAUACCUAAGAAAGCUGCUGCCAGUCCAUACAGAGUCUGAAUUCUUUAACUACCUAUCACACUUAAAUACCAACGAAGUAGAGGUGUAUGCCAUCGAUGAGGGCAUGGUGGUGUUCCCCAAAGUACCCCUCUUGAGGUUGGAGGGCCCUCUGGCCGUGGUUCAGUUACUGGAGACCACUUUGUUAACUCUUGUUAAUUAUGCAAGUUUGGUAGCGACAAAUGCGGCCAGAUUCCGAUUGGCGGUAGGUCCAAAGAAGGGGUUGUUGGAGUUUGGCCUAAGGAGGGCUCAGGGACCUGAUGGGGGCCUCAGUGCUUCAAGAUAUUGCUAUAUGGGGGGUUUCGACGCGACGAGCAAUUUACUGGCUGGCAAAUUGUUUGGCAUACCAGUUAAGGGAACACACGCUCAUGCCUACGUCAGUUCAUUCAAUGGCCUUGAAGAUGUCAGAGAUAAGGUCUGCUUUGAUUGGCUGGCUGAUUUGUUGAGUGGGCUAGUUGAUUGGCUGGUUGCUGGAUUGGUUGAGUUAGCUGAUUGUGAGACGAGCAAGGUAGAGUUGGCAGCCUUCAUAUCGUACGGACUGGCCUUCCCAGAUGAUUUCCUCUGUCUCAUUGAUACAUACAGCGUCAUCAAAAGCGGUCUACCGAAUUUUUGCGCUGUUUCUUUGGCGCUGAUAGAAGCAGGGUACGUACCACUUGGUGUCAGACUGGAUAGCGGUGACCUCGCCUACCUGUCUGUCAUCGUCAGGCAGUCCUUUAUGAAAAUUGCCGACGAAUAUAAUCGCCCUGCUUUUGAGAAGUUGACGAUCGUUGCUAGCAAUGAUAUUAAUGAAGAGACAGUUCAUUCGCUCAAUCAUCAAGGCCAUUGUAUAGAUAGCUUUGGUAUCGGCACUCAUCUGGUCACCUGCCAGAAACAACCUGCUCUUGGCUGCGUUUAUAAAUUAGCGGAAGUCAAUGGCAAACCUCGGAUCAAACUAAGUGAAGAUGUGGAGAAAGUGACGAUGCCAGGAAAAAAGUUGGCCUACAGAUUGUACGGGGUGGACGGGCACGCCCUGGUCGACCUUAUGGCCCAACCAAAUGAGGAACCCAUCUUAGAGGGGGGUAAAAUUCUUUGCAGACAUCCUUUCCAAGAAUCGAAGAGGGCCCACGUAACCCCGAAACGGGUCGAGCCCCUGUACAAGUGCUACUAUAAGGACGGGAAAAUAAAUCAAAGACUGCCGACUCUAAAUGAGAUAAGGCAAAGAGCCCAGGAAUCUCUCUCGCAUAUUAGAAUGGACCAUAAACGAGCUCUCAACCCAACACCCUACAAGGUUUCAGUAUCUGGACCCCUCUACAACUUCAUGCAUGAUCUUUGGCUGGAGAACGCACCAAUUGGACAGCUAUAUUAAAAAUUCGCUCACCCAUUCGUUACUUUUCUGUCAUUCAUUCAUUCAUUCAUUCAUUCAUUCAUUCAUUCAUUCAUUCAUUCAUUCAUUCAUUCAUCCUCAUGAUUUUAUCUUUGUUUGUAUUAAAAUAUAUUUAUAGGUUGAUUAUAACAUUGGUGUAUUAUAUAUAUGUAUAUAUAUAUAAUAUAACCAUAUAUAAAAAAAAUAUAUAUAUUUAUGGUUAUCUUGAACAAUAGCAUUGUUUGUAUAUUAUACUGCUUAUAUUAUUUCUGUGGUGUUAGUUGCUGUUGUUUGGCGAAUGUACAUUAGGAGUUAAAUUUUAAUAAAUAAAUAAAUAAAAAUAUAAAUUAAUAGUGGUUGUAGUAGUAGUAGUUGUAGUAAAUCUUAACUAGUGUUAAACAUUCUUUUGCUGUGUUUUAUAGCCGUAUUUUGUAUAUCUUUUAUUAAAAAGGGCAUUGAUGUUGUGUUUAAUGUGAUGGUCUAACUAUUCCGUUAUUGUACUCAUUAAAUGUAAUAAUGAAUGUUAUUAUUAUUAAAUUUUUAAAUUAAUAUCGUAAUAAUAAUUUUGAAGCAAUAAAUUGUAUUUUGACAAUUGG